Molecule: messenger RNA, 2178 nt
Organism: Cimex lectularius (bed bug)
Lineage: Eukaryota; Metazoa; Arthropoda; Insecta; Hemiptera; Cimicidae
Product: 5-hydroxytryptamine receptor 2A
Exons: 6
Coding region: 173-2005 (610 amino acids)
Biological process (GO): G protein-coupled receptor signaling pathway, coupled to cyclic nucleotide second messenger; chemical synaptic transmission
Cellular component (GO): membrane; dendrite
Molecular function (GO): neurotransmitter receptor activity; G protein-coupled serotonin receptor activity
Source: RefSeq, a predicted model, not a curated record
UUAGAAUUCCGCUGGAGCGCAUGCUCGCUUGCAUGAGUCGGCACGAAGUGGGGCCUUCUUGCUCCCAGUCAACACAGAGUGCCAGUGUUCAGUGGCAGCAUGUUCCGACCACUCAGCCGACAACACAACCCUCCCUAGUACACGAAACAAGGGGGAAUGGGGCGGGCGUAAGAUGUGCGGUGAGGGCUGCCGGGAGAACUGGUGGGCUCUGACGGCCCUCGUUUUAGUCCUGGCAACUGCAGCGGGCAACAUCCUCGUCUGCCUGGCCAUCACCUGGGAACGGCGACUGCAGAACGUCACCAACUACUUUCUCAUGUCCCUGGCCAUCACGGACCUAAUGGUCGCCAUUCUAGUCAUGCCGAUCGGAAUACUAACCCUAGUCAGAGGUUUCUUCCCGCUUCCGCCCGUCUACUGCCUCGCCUGGAUAUGCCUGGACGUCCUGUUUUGUACCGCAUCCAUCAUGCACUUGUGCACCAUCUCCGUCGACCGGUACCUCAGCCUCCGCUACCCGAUGAAGUUCGGGAGGAACAAGACGAGACGGCGUGUCACGUUGAAAAUUGUCUUCGUCUGGCUCCUUUCCAUCGCCAUGAGCCUUCCCCUCAGCCUCAUGUACUCCCAGGAUUAUAACAGUUUGGUGGUAGGCGGAAUUUGCCAAAUUCCUGACCCCCUUUACAAACUCAUCGGCUCUAUCGUAAGUUUCUACAUUCCAUUAGGGGUCAUGCUUCUCACGUACGCUCUCACUGUCCGCCUCCUCGCCAUGCAGCAGAAGAACCUGGGCGGAAAAACAGGGAAGGACGGGUGGGCGGCCGGCUGGCUGGGACCUCCAACGCCAGGAUUGGAGAGAAGGUGUACGUGGAAGAGGUUGUUGGGAAAACCGGGCGUCACCGGAAGGAGUCACCACUCGAGCGCGGGGUCGACGGACACAGAACUGACGACAUUGGACACCCACGAACUAUGGAUACCCGACUCCGAGCCGAAGCCCUACGCUACUUCGGCCCUCCAGCAAUUCGGCGCCGAGAUGUUAAAACUCUCUCGGGGUUUCGAAUCCGUCGCCCAGAACAACGCUGUUAUUGCGACACCCCCGUUUCCCCUGAAGGCUACGUCUAGAUGUAAGCCGUGUGAACCUAAGCCAAGAAGAAGAGCGUCCACGAUCGAUGUAAUAAGACGUAAAGAAAAAGAAGAUAUCAAAAGAACGACGAGCUAUCACGAACGCAUGAGUAAAUGGUCUUCCUCGAGUAGCGAGGACGAACCGAUUAAAAUAAAUACGGUUCAGAGGAAUCAAGAAUCGUCCCAAGAAGUCCCUUUGCUACCACCUCCCUGUACCUGCCCUUAUUUCGGUGAUCCAAAGAAGGCUGUGAAAAGUAACGAAGUCGUGAUUAUAACGACUGAGGACAAACCGGGUUUUACAAAGCGAGAAGAAAUGACCGUGACAUGGGAUUCGCCUCAAAGGAGGUUCAAAAGAGGGUCAAGUUUCAGUUCCGGUAGUGUCAGGACAGUCCUAGCAUCCGCCGAAUGUUCCCCGGCACCGAGGAAAGCGCCGAUUCUCCGCCGUUCCGCUACAUUGAGGGCGGGCAGGCAAGAUUUCAAGGCGAUGGAAGACGCCGCUCAAGGCGUCCUUUUGCGUUACGGCUCCAGCCAGGGGAUGGGCAGGAACCUGUUGGUCAAAUCUCCACACAGCCGCAACUCCAGCGUCCUCUCUCGAACGUCUUCCAGACACGGUCGGAUCAUCAGGUUGGAACAGAAAGCGACCAAAGUCUUGGGCGUCGUGUUUUUCACCUUCGUCAUCCUCUGGGCACCCUUCUUUGUGUUGAAUCUCGUACCUUCUGUGUGCGCGGAAUGUGAGAGGGAUAUUGAUAAGUGGGUAUUCGAUUUCGUAACUUGGCUAGGUUACGCUUCUUCCAUGGUAAAUCCUAUUUUCUAUACCAUUUUUAAUAAAGUAUUCCGCCAGGCGUUUAAAAAAGUCCUUCUGUGUCGGUAUCGUAAUAAAACAUGGACUCGCAAGUAAGCAGAUAGUUUGAAAAUUAAUAAUAUUAAUUUUUGUAUAUUUCUGUACAUAUUGGGAACAAAACCUGACGGGUUUUAUGGUAAGCAUUUAUUCUAAAUGUAAGCUUAAAUGUAAAUAUAUAUAUAAAUAUGUAUAAAUGCAUUGUAGAAGUCAGAUUAUAAAAGAAUAAAGAA